Messenger RNA from Plasmodium cynomolgi strain B, 1776 nucleotides. Its product is annotated as PST-A protein. The record is from RefSeq and is a predicted model, not a curated record. Lineage: Eukaryota; Apicomplexa; Aconoidasida; Haemosporida; Plasmodiidae. Gene Ontology annotation, cellular component: membrane. Bases 1 to 1776 code for a protein of 591 amino acids. Gene Ontology annotation, molecular function: lipase activity. The transcript has 2 exons.
AUGGCGGAGGUCACAAAUAAACCAGCCGGUAGGGGGCCCCAGAACAGACCCGGGAACAGGCCAACCAACAGGGGCGGGAAUAAGGCGGCCAACCGGGGCCCCAACCAGUCGGCGAACCAGCCAGCCAAUAAGACCCCGAAUCGGGCCCCAAACGGGGUACCAAGGGUGACUCAGAAUGAGACCGCAAGGGUGACCCAGAGUGAGGCCGCAAGGGUGACUCAGAGUGAGACCGCAAAAGAGAGCGAGAAGAAGGCCAUGAAUAAUGCCGCCAAUCAGGCAGAGAAUAAGACCUCCAACGAGAUUGAGAAGAAGACCUCAGCUGAACCUGAGAAGAAGGCCGCAGCUGAACCUGAGAAGAAGGCCGCAGCUGAACCUGAGAAGAAGGCCUCAGCUGAACCUGAGAAGAAGGCCGCAGCUGAACCUGAGAAGAAGACCCAAACUGAACCUGAGAAGAAGACCCCAAUUGAACCAGAGAAAAAAAUCCCAGAUGAGACCGAAAAGGCCACAAGUGGAAGCGCGAACAAGGAAACACGUCAGACUGAGAAGGAGACGCCUCAUAAGGUAGCCGAUAAGGUGGCAAAGGAAUCCCCUAACAGGGAUGCUAACAAGGCCGCUAACAGGGAUGCUAACAAGGCCGCUAACAGGGAUGCUGACAAGGCCGCUAACAGGGAUGCUAACAAGGCCGCCAACAGGGAUGCCAACAAGGCCGCUAACAAAGCUGCGGAUGGUGAUAAUGAUGGAAGGCAGAACGACAUCCUGAAGACGGGGUCCUUCAUAAGUCGAGACGGACUAGAGCUGAAGACAUACGAGUGGGUGGUGAACAAACCAGUCGGAAUAAUAAUACUAGUGCAUGCCUUGAAUUCCCAUGUGAGAUUUGAAUACCUAAAGCAUAAUGUCAUAAUAGAGAGCAAAGAAAAGGCCAUUCUUGUCGAUGCAAAAAAUUAUUAUAUUUACAAAGGCAGCUGGAUUGAGCAAUUCAACAAAAGGGGGUACUCAGUCUACGGUCUAGACAUGAGAGGACAUGGACAGUCAGGGUGCGUACAAAAUGUGAAGACUCACGUAAAUGAUUUUCAAGAAUUAGUUUACGAUGUGCUGGAGUAUGCCAACAUUGUAUACGACUCAUUAUGCUCAGGAAGUGCUUCAUCCAGUAAGGAACAACUCCCUAGUGGCAUGAACAAUAUCAAAAAGAAUGACAUCCCACCAUUCUACUUCAUGGGUCUGUCUAUGGGAGGAAAUAUCGUUUUAAGGGUAUUAGAAUUGAGAGAAAAAAAAGGAGAUGAAUCGAUUAAGCGAUUGAACAUUAAGGGAGUGAUUAGUCUAGCUGGUAUGAUUUCCCUAGAUGACCUGAAGAAAAAGCCAGAAUAUAAGUACUUCUACCUACCUAUAGCAAAACUUGCAUCCACCCUUCUACCCACCAUGAGACUGAGUCCUGUCCUUAAGUUUGAGAUGUUCCCCUACAUUAAUGACCUGUUUAGUUUUGACGCCAAUUGUUACCAUAAACCCAUAACGAACCGAUUCGGGAAUGAAAUUUUAAAAGCGGUAGAUGCUUUACACAAUGAUAUCAGGUUCAUUCCAGAAGACGUACAAAUUUUGAUUGUGCAUUCUGUACUAGACAGCGCUUGUUCCUACACAGGAGUGUCGAAAUUUUUUAAUUCUAUUCAAACGAAGAACAAGGAGUUAUUUACCAUUGAUGAUAUGGACCAUAUACUUCCUCAGGAGCCGGGGAAUGAGAAAAUCCUCAAGAAGGUUAUCGACUGGCUGGCUCAGCUGCAGUGA